UAUGGCCACCAUAACACGAAAGACGAAACCAACCACCAACAGCUAGAACAACCUUGCCCGCCGCCGGUGCCACGAUGAGCGCCGUGUGCUUUUUGUUGGCGUGCUUGGCGGCAGCCCUGCAGCCAACGUCGGCCGCCGAGACUGGAAGGGGUGAGAUCUUGCAUAUCCCGUCCGCCGCCGACCUGGCUCGGGCUCGCUGCCCUUCCAGAUGCGGUCGUGUUCCCAUUCACUACCCGUUCGGCAUAGGGCCUGGCUGCUUCCGGCAAGGCUUCGAGCUCACCUGCAACAACACCGCUGGUCAUAAGAGGCUCUUUCUGGCCAACAGUACCAUUGAGGUCCUUGACUUGUAUCCCAGAGGAAAUGAACUUCGAGUCUCUCCUAUCCACUUCAACGUCACCAUGAAACCAGGUAUGGACGACACCUAUAACAUGUCAUGGGAGGCCCCUGUUAAAGGUCUUAUGGCCUCUGAAGAAACUAGCUUGUUCGUUGUUGGUUGCGGUGUGGGUGUCUACUUGUUCGGCCGUGAUACCAACAAUCCCAUAGGUUAUUGCGUGAGUAUUUGCCUAGACGACAAAGAGGCCAUGAAGGAGGCAAAUGCAAACCACUAUAACGAUGUUGGGAUGGGUUGUUGUUCCAUUUAUUUGCAGCAGGACGUGCCAGCAUUUGGGUUCACAGUUGACCGCCUCAAAGGCGUCUCAGCACUAUCAAGAGAACGUCAAGGGCUCUCUAAUACUAUCAAAGUUUUCCUGGCGGGGGAUUACAGUUUUAAUGUUACCGACAUCUAUUCAAGUCGGGUAGACAAAAGAAACAUUGGUGUGGCAUUACUUGCAAUAGCCAUCACGGAUCAACCAAGAUGUCAAAGUGCUAAGAAGAAAAAGUCAAGCUAUGCUUGUGGCGAUAACAGCGAUUGCGUGGAUGUGCCAUCUGGAGGCUACUCUUGUCGUUGCCGCACUGGCACAAACGACAACAACCCAUACCUUAUGGAUGGUUGUCAACAACCAGCGCAUUACAAUCCCAAUCAUAAAGGAGGUUGCACCCAAUUUUGCGGGAACACAAGCAUUCCCUUCCCUUUUGGGCUUGAAAAUGGUUGCUAUGCUACUGAAAAGUUUCGACUUAACUGUACAUCAGAAAACAUUACAAUUCUUGAUCAAAGGGGCAAAUACAUUGUGGCAAACAUUUCAGUUAAUGAAGGAUAUCUUAGUGUUAGAGAAACACAAAACAACUCAAAGUAUGGCGAAGAAGAGCUCACGGUGCUAUUUGAACCAGACGAGGGGGGCUGGGAAUUAGGACUUAUGCCUGGAGAAGGCUUUUAUUUAUCUGAAGAAUACGGUAUGAAGAUGUGGUGGUCUAUCGAUAAUUUAACUUGUCCGGUUGCUAUGAGCAAGCAAAGAAGUGCUAUGUACGCAUGCCGCAGUGUCAAUAGUAGUUGCAUUCCUGUCACCCGCGGCCGCAGGAAUGGGACGAUGCAGCUCGGCUAUCGUUGUCAGUGCUCUCAAGGUUUUGAUGGAAAUCCAUACAUACCAAAUGGCUGCAAAGAUGUCAAUGAGUGUUUGUUGAUGCAUAUUUGCAAUGGCCCUUGCCUAAAUUAUCCUGGAGGCUAUAGCUGCAAUGAGUGCACCCAUGGAAAAGAGUUUGAUCCAAUAAAUCUCAAAUGUGUCAUGUCAACAAAGAGACGCAAUCUUCUCUUAGGUAUCGCAAUUGGAAUUAGUUGUGGACUUGGUGCCAUUAUUCUUGUGCUAGGUGCAACAGUACUCAUCAGCAAGUGGAAGAGAGGCAUGCAAAAGAGAAUUCGAAGGACAUACUUCAAGAAAAAUCAAGGCCUACUCUUGGAACAACUAAUAUUAGAUGAAAGUGCCACAGAUAAAACAAAGAUAUUCUCCUUGGAGGAAUUAGAUAAAGCAACCAAUAACUUUGAUGCCAGUCGUAUUCUUGGCCGUGGAGGACAUGGGACAGUUUACAAAGGGAUUUUAUCUGAUCAACGUGUAGUGGCCAUAAAAAAGUCUAAGCUGGUGGAGCAAACUGAGAUUGACCAGUUUAUCAACGAGGUUGCCAUCCUGUCACAAAUCAUUCAUCGGAAUGUAGUCAAGCUUUUUGGUUGUUGUCUCGAAACAGAAGUGCCUUUGCUAGUUUAUGAGUUCAUAUCCAAUGGCACACUAUAUGAUCUUCUUCACAUUGACGUAAGUGUUAAAUGUUUACUUUUAUGGGGUGAUCGCAUUAGGAUUGCUGCAGAAGCUGCAGGAGCUCUUGCUUAUCUCCACUCAGCUGCUGCGAUACCAAUUUUCCAUAGAGAUGUGAAAUCCUCCAAUAUACUUCUAGAUGACAACUUUACUACCAAGGUUUCUGACUUUGGUGCUUCGAGGUCUUUAUCACUUGAUCAGACACAUGUAGUGACAAUUGUACAAGGAACUUUUGGUUACUUAGACCCCGAGUACUACCACACCGGGGAGCUGAGUGAGAAGAGUGAUGUUUAUAGCUUUGGAAUUAUACUAGUGGAGCUUCUAAUGAGAAAGAAGCCAAUUUUUAUUAAUGAACAAGGUAUAAAACAAAGCUUGGCUCAUUACUUCGUGGAAGGAUCUCAGCAGGGAGUCCUCAUGGAAAUAAUGGAUCCCCAAGUUGUCGAAGAAGCGAACCAGAAUGAAAUUGAUGACAUUGCCUCAGUUGCGGAAGCAUGCUUGAAAACCAAAGGAAAAGAAAGACCUACCAUGAAAGAGGUAGAAAUGAAGUUGCAACUCCUAAAAACUAGAAGAUUAAGGAGUCAACUUCCUCCCAUAAAUGAUGGAGAGAUCGAGUCACUUGGGUGCCUAAAUGGCGCUAGCUCUCAUGCACAGAGCAACAACAUUGUCAGUAAUGUUAGCUUAACACCUACAUGCAGCUCCGGAAAGUACAGUCUGGAGCAAGAGUUUUUGAACUCAGCCAGCUUGCCACGCUAGCGAAGCACACAGUGGGAUGAUCAUCUGCUUACUAAGCU
Molecule: messenger RNA, 2968 nt
Organism: Triticum aestivum (bread wheat)
Lineage: Eukaryota; Viridiplantae; Streptophyta; Magnoliopsida; Poales; Poaceae
Product: wall-associated receptor kinase 2
Exons: 4
Coding region: 75-2930 (951 amino acids)
Biological process (GO): protein phosphorylation; cell surface receptor signaling pathway
Cellular component (GO): plasma membrane
Molecular function (GO): polysaccharide binding; ATP binding; calcium ion binding
Source: RefSeq, a predicted model, not a curated record